Molecule: messenger RNA, 4371 nt
Organism: Notothenia coriiceps (black rockcod)
Lineage: Eukaryota; Metazoa; Chordata; Actinopteri; Perciformes; Nototheniidae
Product: G-protein coupled receptor 12-like
Exons: 2
Coding region: 131-1201 (356 amino acids)
Biological process (GO): G protein-coupled receptor signaling pathway
Cellular component (GO): membrane
Molecular function (GO): G protein-coupled receptor activity
Source: RefSeq, a predicted model, not a curated record
AGGGGGGAGACCCUGGGAGAGAAAAAACACACAUGCACGCAUAAAGUGAAGGAUAACGGACGAGAGAGCUGUUUCCUGCAGGGGGGAAGAAGAAGAAGAAGAAGAAGAAAAACAAGGAGAAGCAGCUGCUAUGAUUCUCUCCCUGGCCGCAGUAGCAGCCAUGAGUAGCGGUGGGGGAAGCAGCCUAAACUCCUCCUCCCCCCUCGACCCCUUCGACUCCUCCACCUCCUGGAGCCUCGCCGAGGACCCCUCAAACUCCUCCUCUGAGCCCGUGGUGAGGACCCUGACCCCUGACUUCCAGCCGGCCACCACCGCUGUCGCCAUCCAGGAAGUAAACCCGUGGGACAUCGCGCUGUGUGUGACCGGGACGCUCAUUUCCUGCGAGAACGCUCUGGUGAUCGCAGUUCUGUUCUACACGCCGACUCUCCGCGCCCCCAUGUUCAUUCUGAUUGGUUCCCUGGCCGUGGCCGACCUCAUGGCCGGUCUGGGCCUCAUCUUGAACUUUGUCUUCACGUAUCUGAUCGACAGCUCCGUGGAGUUCGUGACGCUGCUGUCUGUCGGACUUUUAAUCUCCGCUUUCUCCGCGUCCGUGUUCAACAUCCUCGCCAUCACGGUGGACCGCUACCUGUCGCUGUACAACGCCCUGACCUACCACACGGAGCGCACGGUCACCUUCACCUACCUGAUGGUGCUCUUCAUCUGGGUGUUGUGCGUGACGCUGGGUUCGCUGCCGGCUCUGGGAUGGAACUGUCUCCGAGACGAAUCCACGUGCAGCAUCCUGCGACCCGUCACCAAAAUCAACGCCGUGGCCCUCGCCGUCACCUUCCUGCUCGUCUUCGCCAUGAUGAUGCAGCUCUACCUGCAAAUCUGCAAGAUCGCCUUCCGCCACGCGCAGCAGAUCGCCGUGCAGCACCAGUUCGUGGCCAUCUCCACCACCAAAGGGGUCUCCACGCUGUCGGCCAUCUUGUGUGCCUUCGGGGCAUGCUGGCUGCCGUUCGCCAUGUACUCCAUCGUGGCCAACUCCAGCUACCCGGCCAUAUACACGUACGCCACGGUGCUCCCGGCCACCUGCUGCUCCGUCAUCAACCCCAUCAUCUACGCUUUCAGAAACCCAGACAUCCAGAAGUCGCUGUGGAUGGCCUGCUGUGGGUGCUUCCCGUCCAACCUGUCCCUCAGACCCAGGACCUCCAGUGACGUGUAGCACGGGAAGGUUGGUUUUCUGUCUGGCACGAUGCUUGACGCUGAGUCAGGGUAGUAGAAGAUAGAGCACGAAGAUGAGGAGGUUGAAGGCUGUGAGGAAGGAGAUUUCCUCGACUCUUCACAUCAGGGCGAAACGCACGGCUGGCCACGGUAAACGUGUCACGGGAAGAAGGGUGCGUGGUCAAAAAAAAAGAUCAUGUUGAGUGACGAAGGUGGCGUGAAACCAACUGCAAAAGCCUGUUUAAGGUAUCCUCUUGGUGGCGUCAGGUGACUUUUUCCACUGACCUCUUUCGGUUGAGGCCUACUUCUUAAAAAAGUAGCAUAUAUGUGACGGCAGAAUUUAGGCAGAAAUGUCCUCAAAUCUCCACAGGACCUGAGCUUUUUGGAGCACUGCAUGGUUAUGCAACCAGAAGGUGUGAAACAGUCUUAAAAUACCGGAUGUGUUUUCACUGAUGUGUUUGAAAUUAAGUGGAUACAAAUACAACGAGCUAAAUAUACACAACGAAUGACCUUGAGUUUUCUCAAUGAGCUAUCUUUGCCGUCUAGAAUAUUUCCUCCCCUGAAACAUAUUUUAACAUCGGUGUCCUUGAGCGGAUGCAGAUUAAAGUAAUCAGUGAGUGUAUUCACAGAUAAUGAUGUGGUAUUAUGUGAUAUUGAAAUUAGAUGGUGUCCGUGAUCAUUAGUAUUGCUGCCAAGCCCAUUUUGACUUUUCCCAAUGCCAACAGCACCGUCUGCAUUUUGUCAAAGCCACAAACACAUCUGAGGAAUCCUAACACAGCCUCUCAGAAGAAAUCCACUCCUAACAUGCAGAGUAAACCGCGCUAGUUUGCUCAAACCUAGAGAGGGAUUUCCACAUUUAGCCCCGCCGCGUGUUGUCCUUGGUGUGAUGAAACCAAAUCUGCUCCCCGUCUGAGAAAACAAAACGUGUUUCUUAGCCAGCCGCUGCCUAACUGAAGCAGAGAGAGCACCAAGGACAGCGCCACUGCAGAGCGCUGCUACCCUGGGAAAUGCUUUCUGCUGCGGGGGGGAAGAGCGCUGGAAAGUAGGCUACAAUGUUCUCUACAACAUCUUGAAUGUGAGACGGGCGUUUAAAAAGGGCCUUUCCAGCUUUAAAGGAGCGGGAUUGCAACACAUUCAGAGUCAACGAAUGUUUAUUUCUUGCAUACGUGAUGCUUAAAUGUGCUUUUAGGAUCAUCCGCCUCAUGCCAGGUGUGUUCCAAACUAUGGGAAAUCAUCCACUAUAGCACAACUAUGACCCUGUCCUUUCUACCCUUCACCGUUCCCUGGCCUCUCUUCUAUCUCAGCAGCAGAAAUUAUGCAUGAGAAAAGCAAUGUAUGGCCCCAUGAGUGCCAGUUAAGCAAGCCUUCCGACAUGGGCAAGGUGAAAGCAGCUGACGUUUUUCAGAGGCGAAGGGGGGGGGGGUCGGUGUUUAUCUGCAUCCGCAUAACGCCUUUAGAGACAGCAGCCUAACUUCAUUGCCCAAUUGAUUAUCCAUUUGCUAGAGCCAAGCACGAUCCAUAUCAAAUAGGUCAUUUUUCAUCUAAGCUGCCCUGUCUGGCUACGGGACUUUUCAAGAUGGACUUGCUAUAGGUCUGCAAAAAAAAAAUUGUUUACAUGUUUGCUAUGACAAGUCUGUAUAAACAUGUACACAGAAACUAAGCUAAUGCUUUUAAACACGAGCCUCAGAUGGUCCAAAUUCUCUCUACGCCUUCCAUUCUCACUUGCAGCCUGUCAGCAGUUGCUGGAUAUUGGCUGCACACACACACACACACACACACACACACACACACACACACACACACACACACACACACACAGACCCCUCUGAGGGCUCGGCGGGUUAAUGAGAAGCGAGAGAGGCGAGGUGGCGCGGCGUGAAAUAGAAACGCCAGGCGAGACGCGCCUUAACGUAACCCCAACACACCCAAUCAGGAGGAAGUCAUUUCCCACUGAAAAGGGCAUCAUGUAAGUUGAAUCCGGCUAAUGUUAAUAACGUCUCGGUAAUAAUAACGCCGGGAAUUGGCCCCCGUGUACAGAGAGGGGAUUUAUUUCCAACCUUGAUCUGCAUUUAAAUGAUCCACAGAGGUAGUUCUCACUCCACUCACUAAGCUUUAGCAUGCUGCUAAUGAACACACGUGGGAGGUGCACUGGCUUUGGGAAAACACUUCGUAGAAACUGUACAGGCUGUCGUUUUAAACUCACCACAGGGAGUCACUUCCAAACUCAACGCUUUCUACCAAAUAAACCACAACGAUAGACGAUAGAGAACACACUCUGAAAAUGGCGCUCAGGAGACGCAGGAUCUUUUUCUAAUAGUGUGCAAUGAGACUUAGAGUAGAAGUGUUUUUUAUAUUUUUCUUGGCAGCAGCAAACAAUCAGUUGUUUUUACAGCAGUUGUUAGCAGAGCAACAGCUACUCGUCUGUCGAUGACUUUGUUUGAGAAAAGGCAGAUUCUCUCGUGUCUUUUUUUGUGUUUUUUGGGCCUUAUUGGAACAAAAAGUCCUUCGCAAUAACGUCCAAAUGUGUUUUGCUGUGUACAAAAAGCCACAAUGGAGAAAAAGAGAGGAUGAUCAAGAGAGGUGGUUAGCGAUGAGGGGUUUUAAGUCAAGAGCACAUUGUAUUUUAUUUGAUGGGAAAUAUUAGUUUGCUGGCUGAAAAUACAUGUUCAGUCAGAAAAGCAACUCAUUAAAGUAGGAAGUAUCCAAUGUCGCAGUUGUUUCACGAGUGUAAGAUAUAUCUAAUGUUAUGAUAUCAGUGUAAAACCAAGAAUAUUUAAAGGUCACAGAUGUUAAACGAGUCGACCACCUUCCUCUACCACUCUCUCUUUUUGCUCAAUCCCUGCAUUGAAGGAACUGCCUCACUGUAAAAGACUUGCAUCACAUGUUAAGUGAAAUUAUUUUUGAUUUCUCUGAAGCUGAACGAUGGAUGAGUUCUUUUGGCUAGCUUGGUGAAAGAGAGAUAAUCAAAUGUAUUCCACGUAGCAUUGUGAUGCAGAUCUUACUGGCACACAGUUCUCUGGAGGCACAACGAUGUGUGAGACGUAGUCACCUGAGUUUGGAGACGCUAGAUGGGACGCGGAUUAUAUUUACCGAGGGGUUAUGAGAUUAUGGCGAAACUGAGCUAGCUAGUAGGGCUGCUCAAUUAAUCAUAUUUUAAUCGCAAUUACGAUU